Molecule: messenger RNA, 1140 nt
Organism: Schistocerca nitens (vagrant locust)
Lineage: Eukaryota; Metazoa; Arthropoda; Insecta; Orthoptera; Acrididae
Exons: 7
Coding region: 1-1140 (379 amino acids)
Source: RefSeq, a predicted model, not a curated record
AUGGAACAAGCGAGUGUUGGCAAUGGAUAUGAAGCUUGCAGCGAGUUCAGUGGAAGUACGUGGCGCUGCAGCAUCUGCAGGCGAAAGCUGCAGUCGCGUGCGGCGCCGCCCGUCAUGACGCAGGAGUCCACGGACAGCCUGCUGGACGUUCCAGUGCUGGAGGCGCUCCAGCGCAGACACUCAGACGUCAAGAUCGGCUCCGGCAGCUCGCUUACCGUCAGCGGAGGUGGCGGCAGCGGGCUGGCGCCGCCGCGGUCCCCGGAGCUGCGCCGCCACUCCGACGUGUCGCCCGCGUCGCUCAAGGAGCUGGAGAAGGUGGCGGGCGAGCGGCGCGAGGAGCUGCGCUGGGAGCGAGAGCUGGAGUGGCGCCAGCACCGCGUGGGCGGCGGGCCGCCCCCGCAGCCCGGCGGCCAGCCGGGACACUCACCGCAGGUCGAGCGCCGGCCCUUCCCCUCGCCCGCCAAGCAGGUCGGGUCAGGUCAGUACCCUUCCACCACCACCACCACUGAAACACUGACUUGGUCCCAUUCACCUCAAGUUGUACGACGGCGCGCGCGGGGGCGGCGGCAGUCGCGCGUGACGCGCCAGCGCAGCUACGACGAGGAGCUGAAGGCGGCCACCGCCGCCGCGGCCGCUGGCGCCGGCGGGGAGCCCAGCCUAGGUCAGUGGGGCAAGCAGCGCCGUACACGUAACCACCCGUAUUCACCCCGUCCCGCCAAGGCACACAACCGUACAAAAUACUCGGCGUCCUUCCGCGUCGUGCCGCAGCCGCAGCCGCCGCCGCAGGACAAGGCCGACGACGGCGCACAAGCUGCAGCGUGGCGCAGCUGUCCGCAACGCGCCUUGUUGCAGACCUGCCCACUUGUUGCAGACUCUUCGCCGUCGCCGCUGUCGCCGGACGCCACCGCGCAGGCGCCGGCCGGGCUGUCGCUGGGGGUGGAGGAAGACCGCCGCACCAGGCGCCGUGGCUCACAGCUGCCAGAUCUGGGGAUGCGCGCGCUGCCGCAGACGCCGCCUUCUUCCGGGACGCCGACGCCCCGCGGGGAGACGACCGACGCCGUGCGUCGCCAGACGUCCGUCACCGACGGAGAGGCCAUCAAGAUCGUCAUCCAUGACGUCGACUGCGACUUCAGUGAGUAG